GCCAUUAACAAGCUUGACGAGCAAGUUGGGGAUGGCAAUUGAAACUCUUUAUAUAGCUUCCAUAUUCAAGUACAAAAGAUCCAAGCCAACUCUUUUGAGAGAAAGAUAUGGGAGAAGAAAACAAAGUGACACUUCAUGGAACAUGGGGAAGCCCUUUCACUAAAAGGGUGGAACUGGCCCUUAAGCUUAAGGGUAUAACCUUUAACUAUGUGGAGGAAGAUUUGAGGAACAAAAGCCAGUUGCUUCUUCAUUAUAAUCCUGUUCACAAGAAAGUCCCUGUACUUGUUCACAAUGGAAGGCCAAUUGCAGAAUCAUUUGUCAUCAUUGAAUACAUUGAUGAAACUUGGAAAAGUGGCCCUAAACUCCUGCCUGAGGAUCCCUAUGGAAGAGCGAAAGUUCGCUUCUGGGCCAACUACAUCCAGCAAAAGUUGUUUGAUACGAUGUUCUUGGUAAUUACAACCAAUGGAGAAGCACAAGAUAAAGCAGGCAAGGAAGUGAUGGAGAAUCUAAAGGUGCUUGAAAACGGAAUGAAAGAUUUCCUUCAAGAUGGUAUUCCUACAAUCAAUAGUGAGAAUGUGGGGCUAGUGGAUAUUAUAAUGUGUUCAUUGUUUAGCCCCCAUAAAGCACAGGAAGAAGUCCUUGGUGUGAAGAUUAUAGACCCAGAUAAGACUCCAUUGAUAUUCUCCUGGAUUACAUCUAUAAACGAGUUACCUGCAGUGAAAGAAAUAACCCCUCCUCAUGAGAAGCUGGUGGAGCUUCUUCAGUUUUUAAGACAAAAAUAUGGUCAGCCAUCCACUGCUUGACCUUUUGCUGACAUGAUGUGCCUGCAAUUAUUGAAUUUUUAUGUAAUGUAGCUCCAUCUUUAAGGCAUAUAGUUUCACUGGAGCUAAAAUAAAAUAGUAGGCUGGAUGAAUGCUGUCAACUUUAUUAACUGUAACAUGUUAACCUUCUGGCAAUAAAUAUAUGGUUGAUUAUGGAA
Messenger RNA from Ricinus communis (castor bean), 979 nucleotides. RefSeq names its product glutathione S-transferase U9. Gene Ontology annotation, biological process: glutathione metabolic process. The transcript has 2 exons. The coding region runs from base 108 to 803 and encodes 231 amino acids. Gene Ontology annotation, cellular component: cytoplasm. Gene Ontology annotation, molecular function: glutathione transferase activity. Lineage: Eukaryota; Viridiplantae; Streptophyta; Magnoliopsida; Malpighiales; Euphorbiaceae. The record is from RefSeq and is a predicted model, not a curated record.